AUGGCGCCGAAAUUGAGAUAUACUUGCAUGGAUAAGGAUGAUGUUGCCUGGGAGAAAAGUGAUGAGGAGGUCGAGGCGUGGGAGAGAUCACUCCUGCGCAACUCGGACAUGAACCGUGCCAUAGGCAAUCUCAUCUUAAAAUACAGACCUGGCAAGGCCGUGGUGCUUCACAGACCGAUCAGAGGAGGGUACAACGUAUGCUACCAGCUAGAAUACGAUGAUGGUUCGUCGGCUGCCAUGAGGUUUCCUCUCAAAGGCGUUGUCAAAUUCCCCGAGGAAAAGGUCAAGUAUGAGGUGGCUACAAUGCGCUACGUCGCGGCAAACACCACUAUUCCAAUUCCCAAAAUAUAUUAUUAUGGAACUGGAGCCGAGAAUCCUACUAGCCUUGGCCCCUUUAUCAUUAUGGAUUAUAUAAAACAUGACAGGACAAUGUCGGAUGCUUUAAAAGACCCCCUUCUUGGACCCGAUGAGCCUCAUGUCUUAGACGCUAACAUUAGCAACCAAAAACUCAAAUUUCUCUACAGACAAAUGGCCGACAUUCUACUGCAGCUAUCUACCCUUAGAUUUUCACACAUAGGCUCGUUGGUCCAGGACAAGGAUGAGGCCGUCUCUGUUUCGGGACGGCCUCUUAUCCAUGUUUCGGGACGGCCUCUCAUCCAGAACAUGAAUUCCUUGGUAGAGCUCGCCGGCGUCGUCCCAUCGCUACUCCCAUCAAAGAGGUAUUCUACCUCUACAGAAUGGUAUUCCGCUAUGGCCGAUAUGCAUCUGGCUCAGCUAGCGUUUCAACACAACGACGCUGUUUCCGACGAGGACGAUGCCCGCGAUAAAUACGUAGCUCGCCAGCUGUUUCGACGACUAGCAUCCAGUGGCCAACUUGCACUUGGAUUAGUCCCCGAGGAUAAGCACUACUGCGAGUCAACGUUUCGACUGUUCUCUGAGGAUUUACGCCCAUCUAAUGUCCUGAUUGACCAACAUCUCCGCGUGGUAGGUGUCAUAGACUGGGAGUUUGCCUAUUUUGCCCCAGCACAGUUCUCCGCUGACCCGCCUUGGUGGCUGCUCUUGAAGAGCCCAGAGGACUGGCCUGACGGGUAUAAUUCGUGGAUGGAGGCAUAUGAACCACGCCUUAAUACCUUUUUAAGCGUCUUGGAAGAGGAAGAGAAGAAGACGCGGACUCCAUCGUUCCCUGCGAAAGGCUCGGAUUUGCCCCUUUCCCAACGAAUGCGAAAGAGCUGGGAGAGCAAAACGUGGAUGGUUAGUUACGCAGCCAGAAAUAGUUGGUCUUUUGACUUUAUCUUUUGGAGAUACUUGGAUCACGCCUAUUUUGGGCAAAACGAGGAUGGAGAUUAUCAGACGAGACUGAACCUUCUUUCGGAGGAAGAGAUUGCGGCGAUGGAAGCUUUGGUCGAGAUAAAAAUGGAGGAAAGCAUGGACAGGAAGCUCGUCCAUUGGGAACACGACAAUGCUGUCGCCCGAAUGGCCAAGUUUAUGCUCUAA
Messenger RNA from Metarhizium acridum CQMa 102, 1494 nucleotides. RefSeq lists its product as uncharacterized. The record is from RefSeq and is a predicted model, not a curated record. NCBI's taxonomy places the organism in Eukaryota, Fungi, Ascomycota, Sordariomycetes, Hypocreales, Clavicipitaceae.